GGCAAUACAAAGGACUUUGCUACAUACAUAAUCCGUUAAGGUGAUUUAAAAUGACAGGAUAUUUGCGAGUCGUUUUUACGUUGUACCUUGUCUGUUGUGUUGCGACACAGGAAUGCUCUAAAUAUCAUUAUGAGGAGCAAAUUUUAUCAAAGGUAGUCCGACUGGAACACAGACUAGAAAUGCUGGAGGAAAAAACCAACAAUGAAGAAAAAGACUGCCCGAAUUGCCCAGAUGGAUGGAUUAAAAAUAAAGGAUCAUGUUACCUCUUCGUGGAGAACAAACUUUCAUUUCAUGCCGCACAAGCAAAGUGUCGAAUUCUUCAUGGUCAUUUGGUACAUAUAGAAAACGAGACUGAAAAUGACUUUCUUAAAAAUCAUCUUCGUACCUUGAAAGAUUCUCGCUUUUGGAUCGGACUAACAGAUUCUGAAACAGAAGGCGUCUUUAAAUGGAUUGACGACAGCUCCACGGCGUCAUUUACAAACUGGAUUCCCGGACAUCCUGAUAAUAUUGGGAAAGGAGAAGACUGUGUAGAAAUUUAUAUAAGUUUUAAAUGGAAUGACCGAGACUGUCGAGCUACCUUGAAAUAUAUUUGUGAAAAGAAACUUAAGCUUACAUGACUAUUGAAAAUGAAAAAGUUCUUUUCACUUAAUCCGAAUUAAUCAUACAGCAUAUAAUCUUUUGUAAAGUAUUUGUAAAUGAGAUACACAAAUGAUUUCAUUGAAACUUAAUAACUGAAAAAAGUAUAUAUAGAGAUAACGUAUAAAUAUAUAU
Messenger RNA from Ruditapes philippinarum (Manila clam), 771 nucleotides. RefSeq names its product perlucin-like. NCBI's taxonomy places the organism in Eukaryota, Metazoa, Mollusca, Bivalvia, Venerida, Veneridae. The transcript has 4 exons. The record is from RefSeq and is a predicted model, not a curated record. Bases 51 to 617 code for a protein of 188 amino acids.